Messenger RNA from Lathyrus sativus (Indian pea), 1458 nucleotides. The record is from the annotation of a GenBank genome assembly. Lineage: Eukaryota; Viridiplantae; Streptophyta; Magnoliopsida; Fabales; Fabaceae.
AUGUUACCUAAACGAAAACCGCAUUCCCGUUUCCCACUCAUUCCCGUUUCCCUCUUCAUUACGUUCUUUUCCUUUCUUAUUCUUUAUUCCUAUUACGUGAAACGUAAUUCUCAUUUCAGUGAUUUCGCCCAAACUUCAACAACGCUUCAAUGCUCCUCCCAAGCCUUGGCAUUUACUGAGAGAUUCAUGUGGUAUGCGCCUCACAGUGGAUUCAACAACCAGCUUUUGGAAUUUAAACAUGCUGUUUUGAUUGCAGGGAUACUUAAUCGAACUUUGGUUGUUCCUCCUCUUUUGGAUCAUCAUGCUGUUGCGCUAGGUAGCUGUCCUAAGUUCCGGGUUAUGGAACCGAAGGAUAUUCGGAUUUCGGUUUGGAAUCAUAUCAUUGAGCUCAUUCGGGAUGGAAGGUAUAUCUCCAUUGCUGAAGUUAUAGAUAUUUCUUCUUUAAUUUCUUCUAGUCUUGUUCGAGUUAUUGAUCUUAGGGAUUUUGUAUCGAUAUGGUGUGGCAUCAGCUUAGAUUUGGCUUGUUAUAAUGAUUCAACAUCACAGUCCUCCGCUUCUAAAAGCCUAGAGCAAUGUGGAUCUCUGCUAGCAGGGUUUCGUGGGAAUAUUGAAAAGUGUAUUUAUGCUAUCAAUGAAGAUUGCAGAACUACAGUAUGGACUUACCAUACAGAUGGUCGUGAGAAUGGUGUGUUAGAUUCAUUCCAACCUGAUGAACAGCUAAAGCAGAAAAAGAAAAUAUCAUAUGUUAGGAGACGGAAGGAUGUAUUUAGGACGCUUGGACCUGGUUCUGAAGUUGAAUCAGCUUCAAUGCUAGCAUUUGGAAGCCUUUUCUCUGCUCCAUACAAAGGUUCUGAGUCAUAUGUUGAUAUUCACGAAUCACAUCAGGACCAGAGGUUUUUAUCUUUGAUGGAGAAGAUUAAGUUUCUUCCAUAUGUCCCAGAAGUUAUGAAUGCCGGAAAGGAGUUUGCUAAAGCAACCAUAAAAGCUCAAUUUUUUUGCGCACAACUUAGGUUGCUAGACGGGCAGUUUAAGAAUCAUCAUAAGGCUACAUUUGAUGGGUUAAGACAAAAAUUAGAGUCUUUGAGGCAGAAAGGUCUUCUGCCCAUACAUAUUUUUGUAAUGACUGAUCUUCCUAGAGAUAAAUGGACGGAUACCUAUUUAGGUGAUUUAACUAGUGAUGCACAUAACUAUGAGGUGCAUUUCUUAAGAGAGAACGAUGAGCUGGUUAUGCAAGCAGCGAAGAAACUAACCGCAGCAGGUUACGGACAGAGGUUUAUUCCAAGUUCAGAGUCUAGAAUUGGCAAUAAGUAUUGUUCCAAUCAGAGAUUGCCUGAUGUACUUCUUUAUGUUGAGCAGGCUGUAUGCAGUUGUGCAACUCUUGGUUUUAUUGGAACUCCUGGAUCAACAAUUGCUGAAAAUAUAGAACUGAUGAGAAAAUUUGGCUCUUGCUCUAGGUGA